UGCUGCUGCCAUUAAACUAAUAGAGGGACAAAGGAACGAUACAAUUUGGAACGUCGAAGAGUUAAAGCUCUAAAUAUUUCUCUGUGUUCUAAUUAUAUCUUUAUCUUCUACAGAAUGAUGACGAGCAGCAAAACGACUCUUGCUUUCCUCAUCUACGGGCUCCUCGUACAAUGCCACGUGUGUUCGCCGUUGAGUUACCCGAGCAUCAGGAUGGAGACCGCAGGAUUUGACGAGGAGGGACACUCACUAACGGAUCUGACCUUUGACAGUGACCAGAUCACUAUUCGGAGCUCUCCUUCAGUCACUGAAGACGCAUACACGUUAUACAGUCCUCCAUCGAAAAGAUUGGAAAGGCACGCUGACGGGAUGUUUAAUAAAGCCUACCGGAAAGCGCUCGGUCAGUUAUCCGCGCGGAAAUACCUGCAUACACUGAUGGCCAAACGCGUGGGGGGAGGAAGCACGAUAGAGGACGACAACGAGCCGCUCUCAAAGCGUCACUCGGACGGGGUUUUCACCGACAGCUACAGUCACUACCGGAAGCAGAUGGCCGUGAAGAAGUAUCUGGCCGCAGUCCUGGGCAAAAGCCCUGAAGACUUAGAUUUGCACCAAUGUCUACAAGACGAUGAGAUUGUGGCAUUUUUGUUCGAUUUGCUGACAGUUGCCUCCUGAAUUCCUGGCUUUGUGACACAGGAGGCAGCUAGCGGCUUGGGUGCCUUUGCUUCAUCUUUAAAAUGGCCACCAAUUUCAGAUGGCACUUAAGUGGCCCUCCAAAUGCUGCAAUCACCUGCUCACACAUCUCCUAUUUCUCAAAUAACAUACUUUGUUUAAGUGCCACCUGGCUUUCUGGUUAUUUGAUUUAACUUCUCUAUGCAUAGUGUGUUGUAGAAUUCAUUAAACAUUCUCAGCCUUGAAAUUCA
Molecule: messenger RNA, 917 nt
Organism: Carassius carassius (crucian carp)
Lineage: Eukaryota; Metazoa; Chordata; Actinopteri; Cypriniformes; Cyprinidae
Product: glucagon family neuropeptides-like
Exons: 6
Coding region: 115-669 (184 amino acids)
Biological process (GO): positive regulation of transcription by RNA polymerase II; neuropeptide signaling pathway; positive regulation of protein kinase activity
Cellular component (GO): perikaryon; extracellular region; neuron projection
Molecular function (GO): pituitary adenylate cyclase activating polypeptide activity; peptide hormone receptor binding; neuropeptide hormone activity
Source: RefSeq, a predicted model, not a curated record